UGACCUACUCAAAGUAUUUGAGUAUAAUCUAGGUGGCUGCCAAGGAAAUUUGAAAGGUGAAGAGAUCCACCAAAUCGAGCUCAAUGCCUCGCGUGGAGAAAGACUCAAGCAAUCCUUCUAAAGACUCCUAAACUCUAAGCCAAUCUCUUCAUCUUAUCUUCCUCUUUAAUUUUAUUCCAAUCACUCUAUUCCAAUGCAUUAAUUCAAACAUUCUAUAAUCCAAUCCUUCUCUUCAACAAUAUAUCGACUCAGACGUGAAAGUAGUUACCUCAAUCUGGACCUCAGACAUAGACUUGACUUCAUGCAUUAACGCAGGCUUGAUCAUUGACGCAGUGGAGGUCUUUGGAGACCAGGUUUGUAAGAGCUCCAGCUACUUCAGAAAAAUACUAGAGGCUAACAACACAGAUUAUAAGACAGCCAUUGAUUUGUCAAUAAAGUUCAUUAGACUCCUCAACAGCUACAUUGCAGACAAAGGAACUAUGCAUAAUACGGAAGACCGUGUAGUGUACAGUAGUGUUAGAACUGAAAUAUUGAGUGAUGUUAAGCAAGGAGAGGUAUUCAGAAUGAUAGGCUGGAUCCCCACGACUGAGGUUUUACCAGCGGAAAAACAUAGUCUAAGUUAUCACACACAGGGACAACAACCCAAUUCUUUGAUUAAGUUUAACGUGAAAGCUAACUGCUCAAAUGCUGGGCAAAUACAUCUUUUUGGAGUUUCAAUGGAUUCUGAUGAAAAAGAAACCAUAAUCCCUCCAUACUCAGCGUUUAUGUGCGUUAAGAAAGAGCAAAUGGGAGAAAUUGAUUACACUGACAAGGUUUUUGAAGAAGAAAAGAAAGAUGAAGACGGAACAGUAACAAUAGAGACUGGACAUGAGGAUAAAGACUCUGAGAAGGAAGGUGACAUGGAUAAGACAAAGAAGUGGAAGACCGUCCUUGUAUUGAACUUAGCCAAAGAUGGUAACAAGAACAUUCAGAAUGACAUAAAAUGUAGUUUUUAAGAAAAACAGGACUCC
Messenger RNA from Moneuplotes crassus, 1010 nucleotides. Lineage: Eukaryota; Ciliophora; Spirotrichea; Euplotida; Euplotidae. The record is from the annotation of a GenBank genome assembly.